This is a messenger RNA of Rhizopus microsporus ATCC 52813, 1191 nucleotides long. RefSeq names its product tyrosyl-tRNA synthetase. The transcript is spliced from 2 exons. Bases 1 to 1191 code for a protein of 396 amino acids. Gene Ontology annotation, molecular function: tyrosine-tRNA ligase activity; ATP binding. NCBI's taxonomy places the organism in Eukaryota, Fungi, Mucoromycota, Mucoromycetes, Mucorales, Rhizopodaceae. Gene Ontology annotation, biological process: tyrosyl-tRNA aminoacylation. The record is from RefSeq and is a predicted model, not a curated record.
AUGUCUCUUACACCCGAGCAAAAAUACGAACUUAUUACCCGCAACCUUCAAGAAGUCCUUGGCGCUGACGAUAUUAAAAAGAUUCUUGCCGAGCGCGACUUGAAAAUGUACUGGGGUACUGCUCCCACUGGCAGACCUCAUAUUGGUUACUUUGUGCCAAUGACUAAAAUCGCAGACUUUUUAUCAGCUGGCGUUGAGAUGACAAUUCUUGUAGCCGAUAUUCACGCCUUUUUAGACAACAUGAAAGCACCUUUAGAACUUGUACAGCACCGUGCCAAAUACUAUGAGCAUAUGAUCAAGACCGUUCUUAAAUCACUCGGUGUGCCUAUUGAAAAACUCAAGUUCGUCAUUGGCUCCAGCUACCAAUUAAGCAAAGAAUAUACCAUGGACAACUUUAGACUUUCUGCUUUGGUUACAGAGCAUGAUGCCAAAAAGGCAGGUGCUGAAGUUGUCAAACAAGUAGCCUCUCCUCUCUUGUCUGGUCUCUUGUACCCAGGUAUGCAGGCUCUUGAUGAAGAACACCUCAAGGUUGAUGCUCAAUUUGGUGGUGUUGAUCAACGAAAGAUUUUCGUAAUGGCAGAAAAGUACUUACCUCAACUCGGUUAUAAGAAGCGUGCUCACUUGAUGAAUACAAUGGUGCCUGGAUUGACCGGUUCCAAAAUGUCUGCUUCCGAUCCCGAUUCCAAGAUUGAUUUCUUAGAUAGCGCCAAAGAUGUACAAAAGAAGAUCAAAAAGGCAUUUUGUGAGGAAGGUAAUAUUGUCGACAACGGCCUUUUAGCAUUCAUCAAAAACGUUUGGUUUCCCCUCAAGUCAUUGAAUGGAAAUAAGCCUACAUUCACUGCUAUUCGUCCUGAACAAUACGGUGGCAACAUGGUCUUUGACAAUUACGAAGCUUUAGAAAAGGAUUUUGCUGAUAAGAAGGUGCACCCAGGAGAUUUGAAGGCAGGUGUGAUUGCUGCUAUCAACGAAUUAUUAGACCCUGUGCGCAAGGCUUGGGAGGAUCCUGAAUCACAAAAGUUAUUAGAAUUAGCUUAUCCUGCACCUAAGCCAGUAGAAAAAGUGAAUCCAAAGAAGGAAAAGAAGGAAAAGAAGAAGGCAGAGAGAGCCGCUGCAUUAGCAGCCAAGGCUGCUGCUGCUGCUGAGAAUGGUGAAGUACCUGCUGCACAAGAGGAGACCCCAAAACAAGAAUAA